Molecule: messenger RNA, 993 nt
Organism: Trypanosoma theileri
Lineage: Eukaryota; Euglenozoa; Kinetoplastea; Trypanosomatida; Trypanosomatidae
Product: putative amastin
Exons: 1
Coding region: 1-993 (330 amino acids)
Source: RefSeq, a predicted model, not a curated record
AUGCUCAAGGGUAUCAACAAGAUGUUUGACAGGAAAAAACCCACCAGUAGAACUGGAGCCCAAGAAGGAAAUGAAGUCCCACAAGCACGCAAUCAACAACAACAACAACAACAACAACAACAACAAUAUUCCCCUCGUGGUGAUGAUUAUGAUGACAGUUUAUCAGAAUUGUCGGAGAAUGAUGUGCAUAGCGGCGAUGGACGAGAACAAACGGGUGAAUCCGCGCAGCCCGCAGCAACAACAACAGCAGCAGCUAAUACUAAUACUACUACUACUACACCUUCUAACCGCAACAAGACUCCCACACGUGGAGCGGGAAAGAAAGAAAAACCAAAACCCAAAUGGAAAAAUCCUGCAGCACCUGUAGUGAAUAAGGUUAAUGGAUUUUUCUCUUGUAUUAAUAAUAAACUUGUUUUUUGUAUAUUUUUCGUUAUUUCCUUUGUAAACUGGUUUUUUACGAUUCUGGGAACUUCCCUUUCACAGUUAGAUGUGGUUGGGGGUGCCUGUUAUACCUAUUGGGGUUAUAAGAACAGCUGUGAUACCGUUAGUUACUCCAUCCGCCCAGAGUUGCUUUCAUGUUCAAAGAUAAAAACUCGAUUGCAAACUGGAGCUGCAUUCUCUAUAUUGGCUAUUCUUCUUAUGAGUGCUUUGUUAUUCUUUAAUUUACAGGCAUUAAUGAUUCAUCGUGCAGAAGGACGAAGAAGGAAAUAUAUUGUAAAUGCUGCUUCUAAUGGUGAAGGAGUGAAUAAUCAACAAGAAGCAUCACUUUUAAAAGUAGAAUCUCCUUUAAAGUGGCGUAUUGUAAUAGUAACAGCAGUGGCUUUAGUCUUUGAAUUGAUUUGUUGGUGUAUGACGACUAGUAUCUAUACUUCCCGCUACUGUGAAGAUACACAACUGCCCCGAACGACGGCUUAUGGGGUGGGAUUUGGAUUACUUUUAACUGCUUGGAUUCUGGAGAUUAUUUCUUUAGUGUUGUUUGCUCUUGUGGUUUGA